Messenger RNA from Macroventuria anomochaeta, 1533 nucleotides. Its product is annotated as MFS general substrate transporter. Gene Ontology annotation, biological process: transmembrane transport. Bases 1 to 1533 code for a protein of 510 amino acids. Gene Ontology annotation, cellular component: membrane. The transcript has 2 exons. Gene Ontology annotation, molecular function: transmembrane transporter activity. The record is from RefSeq and is a predicted model, not a curated record. Lineage: Eukaryota; Fungi; Ascomycota; Dothideomycetes; Pleosporales; Didymellaceae.
AUGGGUAACGAUAUUGAAGCCGUCCGGUCGCACGUCAGCGAGGAUAAUGGCUCACUCAAGGCUCCGACUGCGGUUGGUAGGCAGGAGCUCGCCCACAUCGUCCCACCGCACGAUUCUUACGAGGGAAAGCACCGCUUCGACCCCACAGUAUCGUGGACUAUCGAGGAGGAGCGCCGUGUGCUUGAUCGUGGUAACCUUUCCAACGCGCUCGCAGACAACCUUCUCAAGGACCUCAACCUCACGACGGACGACUACAACAACGGAACUACUAUCCAGCUUAUUUGUUUCCUUGCGGCUGAGUUUCCCGUGCAAUUCCUCACCAAGCGCUUUGGUUUCAAAUGGGUCCUUCCAACCAUGAUGAUGGGUUGGUCAACUGUGUCUUGGGCACAGGCUUGGAUGCACGAUCGCACAUCCUUCUACCUUGGUCGCGCCUUCAUCGGACUCUGUGAGGGUGGUUUCCUUCCUGGUGUUAUCCUCUUCGCGACCUACUUCUACAAGUCGAAAGAGCUGGCUGUGCGUCUGGCGGUUUUUUGGUCCACGCUGAACGUCGCGCGUGUCAUUUCAGCACUGCUGGCUGCUGGCAUCCUCGAGAUGCGCGGAAUUGGCGGAAAGCCGGGUUGGUUCUGGCUCUUCUUGCUUGAAGGCCUGUUGACCGCUAUCAUCGCGUUCUUCUCGUUCCUAUAUCUGCCUGUUUCGCCUACAGAUACCAAGAACGUGCUGUGGCCCAAGGGCUACUACACCGAGCGCGAGGAGGUCAUCAUGGUGAACCGCAUCCUCCGCGACGACCCCGCCAAGGGACUCACUGCCAUCAAGGAGCCCGCGACCUUCAAGGACAUUUGGGAAGCCUGGAAAGACCCAGCAAUGUGGGGUCUCUACUUCAUCGGCUUGAUCGCCUACAUCCCCGCUUCCCCCGUCCAAGGCUACCUGACCCUCACUCUCAAGCGUCUCGGCUUCUCGACGUUCAACUCGAACAUGCUCACCAUCCCGUCCGCGUUCCUGCAAAUCAUCACCAUGCUGGCCCUCGCGUACAGCUCCGACUACUUCAACGAGCGCACGCUGCACAUCCUCUUUGGCGAAUUCUGGAUCAUGCCGCUCCUCAUCGCACUUUUGACAAUCCCCGACGGCGGCCGCGAAUGGGGCCGCUUCACGCUCAUCACGCUCAUCUCGGGGUACCCCUACUUCCACCCUCUCGUAUCCUCCUGGAUCUCCGAGAACACAUUCGACGUGAAAAAGCGCGCCAUCACCGCGGCCACCUACAACGUGAUCGUUCAAAUCGGAUCCUUGAUCAGCUCGCAGAUCUACAGGAAAUGGGAUGGUCCGUACUACAAGACAGGUAACAGUGUGCUGGUUGCGAUUUGCGCGCUGAGCUGUGUGGUUAUAGUGCUGCAGAGGCAAAUGUUGGUCAGGCUGAAUAAGAAGAAGGAGGCCAAGUGGAGCGAGAUGACGAGUGAGGAGAAGGCAGCGUACCAGGCUGAUGUUGUUGCACGUGAGGCUGAGGGUAAUAAGAGAUUGGAUUUCAGAUUCGCUAUCUGA